AUUGCAUUGCAGCAAAAAUACUUGUGGUGUCAAGAAAAAUAAACUAAUUUAAACGUUUUAUAUGUACAUAUUUUGAAAAUUGGAGAAAUGGCAAGGAAAUUUAUUUUUGAAGACGAAUAUCUUCAUAAUGAUUUCACUUUAGAAUAUUGUUAUGAAAAUGUUUUGCAUAAUCCAAUUGGAUUAAAAACCGAGGAAUUUUUAAAUCUAAAAUGUUUAUUCAAUUCGUUUUUGAUAAACAAUUGUAUCUGCAAGCAAGAUUGUUUGCAAAACUGCGGUCACAGCCAAAAUUACCUAUUUUCAGAAGAAUACGACGAAUUACUUUUGAAUAAGGAUCGUGUUAGCAGGGAUAUAAUAUACGAGUGCUCAGAAAAUUGCCAAUGUUCAAGUGAUUGCGGAAAUCGUUUAGUUCAAUAUGGGCCAAGGGCUGGAUUAAUUGUUAAGCCUUCAAAAAUAAUUUCAAAUGAAGAAGGACUAUUUACAUCAAAUUGCAUACCGGUUGGAGGAUUUAUCUGCGAAUAUGCUGGAGAAAUAUUAACAAGAUCAGAAGCCUUGAAAAGAGAUAGGUAUCAAGAGUCAAACCGGAUAUUAAACAAAUUAGGACAACAAAUUUUUAAAAAUUAUAUUAUAUGUUUGAAGGAAAAACGUUUACAAUGUGAGAAUGGAGAAGUCUUAGAAACAUUUAUAGACCCAAGUAAAGUUGGUAAUAUAGGCCGCUAUAUAAAUCAUAGUUGUGAUCCUAAUUGUGAUAUAAUAAGCGUGCGAAUUGAUUGUCCUAUUCCAAAAUUAGCUGUAUUCGCAAAGCGCAACAUAAAAGCUAUGGAAGAGUUGUUUUUUGAUUAUGGAGAAGGAUUUAUAAACGAAGAUUCAUCUUUUAGUCCAGUCAAAUGUUUGUGCAACACUGAAAAGUGUAGAAAAAUUCUUCCUGCAUUUUGCUAUUGAGUAUUAAUAUCCUUAUACAAUGAAAAAAGUGCUUUUAAUUUUUUAUCAAUUUAUAUUAGGCAGGAAUAAAUAUAUGUGAGAUAAAGUUUUUUCAACUUUUGUAAAGUAAAAUUUUGUCUUAAAAACUUUUAAAAUGUUAAAGCUUUUAAAACAUACAUAUUUUUUUUUUGUUAUAUUUGUUAUUUUUCAAAAACAUUUUCAUCAACAAUUAUUUUUUGAAAACUUUUUAAUUAAAAACAAAACAAAACGGUUUCACAA
This is a messenger RNA of Condylostylus longicornis, 1197 nucleotides long. Its product is annotated as probable histone-lysine N-methyltransferase set-23. The coding region runs from base 88 to 939 and encodes 283 amino acids. Gene Ontology annotation, molecular function: histone H3K9 methyltransferase activity; zinc ion binding; protein binding. The record is from RefSeq and is a predicted model, not a curated record. Gene Ontology annotation, cellular component: nucleus. NCBI's taxonomy places the organism in Eukaryota, Metazoa, Arthropoda, Insecta, Diptera, Dolichopodidae. The transcript has 2 exons.